This is a messenger RNA of Daucus carota subsp. sativus, 1522 nucleotides long. Its product is annotated as chalcone synthase 2. Gene Ontology annotation, biological process: polyketide biosynthetic process. NCBI's taxonomy places the organism in Eukaryota, Viridiplantae, Streptophyta, Magnoliopsida, Apiales, Apiaceae. Bases 69 to 1262 code for a protein of 397 amino acids. The transcript is spliced from 3 exons. Gene Ontology annotation, molecular function: acyltransferase activity, transferring groups other than amino-acyl groups. The record is from RefSeq and is a predicted model, not a curated record.
AUCAUAUUCAAACUGCAACACACAAAGAAAACACCUGCAUUCUACAUCUUAAUCAAAUAUAUAGAAAUAUGGCGGCUAGUAGUUUAUCAGUUGAGGAAAUAAUGAAAAAUCAGAGAGCUAAAGGUCCAGCCACAGUUCUGGCCAUUGGAACUGCUGCUCCUCCUAAUUGCUACCCCCAGGCUGACUAUCCCGACUUCUACUUUCGUGUCACGAAGAGCGAACAUAUGACUCAACUCAAAGAGAAGUUCAAGCGAAUCUGUAACAAAAGCAAGAUAGAAACACGUUACCUGCAUAUUACAGAGGAAACCCUAGAAGAAAACCCUAACAUGUGCCACUAUUCGGCUCCCUCGUUCGACGCUCGCCAGGAAAUUUUGAGGAUGGAGGUUCCGAAGCUCGGAAAAGAAGCCGCUGACAAAGCCAUCAAGGAGUGGGGACACUCCAAAUCAGAGAUCACCCACCUCAUUUUUUGCACCACUUCGGGCUACGAUAUGCCCAGUGCUGACUACCAGCUCACUAAGCUCCUGGGCCUCAAUAAUUCAGUGAAGCGCCACAUGGUCUACUUGCAAGGUUGUUUUGCAGGUGGGACGGUUCUUCGCCUGGCGAAAGAUCUCGCCGAGAACAACAAGGGUGCACGUGUUCUCGUGGUUUGUUCCGAGAUCACAACCAUCACGUUCCGAGGGCCUCAUAUUCACUCUUUACUCCCUCAAGCACUCUUCGGUGAUGGGGCCUCGUCGGUGAUUGUGGGGUCUGAUCCGGACCCUCUCACCGAACGUCCACUUUUCCAGAUUGUAUUCGCAGCCCAACACCUGGUGCCUGAUUCUGAAGACACGGUCCGUGGGAAACUGGGAGAGUCUGGCUUAAUGUUCUUUCUAAAAAGGAACAUAACCACGUUGUUUGCAGGGAAUAUGGAGAAGAUACUUAAAGAGGUUUUCGAGCCCCUUGGCAUAACUGACUGGAAUUCUCUGUUUUACAUAACGCACCCUGGUGGCCCAGCCAUCUUGAACCAGGUGGAACAUGUGUUGGGUCUAAAAGAAGAGAAAAUGUGGGCAUUAAAUAAAACCAACACUCGGAAGGUGCUGAGUGAGUAUGGUAACAUGGCGGGUGCAUGUGUGUUUUUUGUUAUGGAUGAAAUGAGGAAGAAAUCAAUGAAUGAUGGCAGGGCAACUACUGGCGAUGGGCUCGACUGGGGCGUCGCUUUCGGCUUUGGUCCGGGUUUUACCGUCGAAACCGUGGUGCUGCACAGUAUGCCGGUUACCCAUUAAGAUGCGAAGUUAUCAAAUUACCUUCAAAUUUCAAAAUCAAAUCUACCAACUUCUGACUGCACAUUAGUGAUUAAUGUGGUAUAAUUUACAAUAAUCAUGGAGUCUUGGUCAAGAUUUGUUGAAGUUCAAAAUAAAAAUGGGUCUGUAUGUGUAAUGUAUAAUAAUGUAUCGACCUAUAAUAAUACGUUGUGUUGUAAUAGUUUUGCGCAUGUAUUAUGUGCACAAACUUGUUUAAUGAAAGGCAACUGUUUUUCCCAUAA